AUGUACGUAGCAUACGCUAUAAGUAAGCCAGUAGCAUCUCCGACAUUCAUAUCAAACAGUGACAGCAGAGAUCAAGUAGAGACACAGUUCAGCGCCUGCACAGAACAACAGAAAAUCAUGAGCUCCGCCAAAGUGACCGUCUUGUUCCUGAUCGCCAUCAGCAUCGCAUGUUCCUUUGCAAGUAACAAAAGAGAUGAUAGAUCAGCAUCCACAUCUACAUCAACGUCCUCGUCUACAGAGUCAGUAGGUCGUAGAUCAGCAUCAACAUCAACAUCAACAUCAACAUCAACAUCAACAUCAUCGUCUUCAUCUUCGUCUUCUGAAGGUUCUGGUGACCCUGGGCUACAAGGACUAAUUGAAGGCUUCGCCCAAGAAUGCGUAGGAGAUGCCUGUGUCCCCUUGGACGGUGUAGCAGUCGAGGUCGAUCCUCCUGUUAUCGAUGCUGGCGAGCCUGCUCAGUAACCUUACUGAAUGUUUGAAGCAUGGUCCUUUUGAACACCCGGUACUUCAGUCUGGUGUUACCGGUGAACUAUUACACUGUUCAAGAGCGUGACCACGUUUGAGUUGGGACAACAUGAGUGUGUAUCAUGGUCCAAGAAUAAAG
Messenger RNA from Haliotis rufescens (red abalone), 604 nucleotides. RefSeq lists its product as uncharacterized. Bases 1 to 462 code for a protein of 153 amino acids. Lineage: Eukaryota; Metazoa; Mollusca; Gastropoda; Lepetellida; Haliotidae. The record is from RefSeq and is a predicted model, not a curated record. The transcript is spliced from 8 exons.